Porites lobata is the source of this 874-nucleotide messenger RNA. Lineage: Eukaryota; Metazoa; Cnidaria; Anthozoa; Scleractinia; Poritidae. The record is from the annotation of a GenBank genome assembly.
AUGCCACACAUUGAAUUCGUCAAGCGAAUUCCUACGGCUUUGGAGCAGGAUUCCUAUUUUGAUGUGAACAAACGGAAUUUGAUCGUGUUUGAUGAUGAGAUGAUUGACGCCAGUAAAGACGAGCGAAUUGUGAACCUCUUUACUCGUGGUUCUCAUCAUCGCAAUCUGAGCGUGAUUUGUAUCGUGCAGAAUCUAUUUCAUCAGGGGAAAGGUAAUCGCAGCAUAAGCCUAAACAGCCAUUAUCUGGUGUUAUUCAAGAAUCCACGAGACAAAUUGCAAAUCUUGACUCUGGCGAAGCAAAUGGAUCCCGAGCAGACUGAUUUCUUAACUACUACGCAAGGUAAUUGUCGGUUGCGAACAAACGUCCUGCCCAGUGAAGAAGGCUUUAACCAAGCAGGGUUUCAAGGAAAUAUUCCUCAAGAGCUUCUAAAAUAUCUGAAGCAGCAAACUCUUUCGCCUGUCCCACUUCUUCCAGCUAUGCAAGAAAUACAAGGCAACAUGGAUGACGUGCUUUGUCGAAACGAUCUUCGGGACGAUGAAAAAGCUAAGCGAUACUGUCAGUUGCAAAACAGAUACCUGGCUUUUAAAGAACAAUUAAAUACAAGAACACGACCGGAAGAAAUAAUCCGCACUGUUCCAGACUUAACAUCAAGGACCCAAGAUUCUUCGACAGCAACGACAGCAUUCUCCACUCCCCUCAACCCCUUUAAUGUAACACCUGAAUUAACACAAGCAGUUAUCUCUCAAAAACCUGACAAAGAAAGUCUCACCCCUCCACCACCCUUAAAUCCUGCUUUCCUGACCCCUCCUCCCACAGUAGAAACCCCAUCACAACAAGGCCCGAAGCGCAAAAGGCGUCGGAUUCAAUUUCUAA